Molecule: messenger RNA, 312 nt
Organism: Monosiga brevicollis MX1
Lineage: Eukaryota; Choanoflagellata; Craspedida; Salpingoecidae
Exons: 2
Coding region: 1-312 (103 amino acids)
Source: RefSeq, a predicted model, not a curated record
AUGGCGGGCUUGUUCGUCUUGUCAAAGCGCAAUGGCUCAAACGUUGGCUUUGAUGCUGAUCUGCCCAAUUUGGGCCGCGAGCACUGGCCAAGCCGUGCCCCGACAAUGCUCUAUCUCACCGAUGGCGACCAGCUCUCCUGGUACCGCAACCUGUGUACUGGCACCUUUACCAAAGUUGUGAUUGACGCAGCUGCCGAUGGCGUGCAAGCUGUCAUGGCCGCGGACCUGGACGACGAUGGUGUCCUAGAGCUCGUCGCCGCGUUGCGCGAGGGACAACAGCUCCUCUAUGACAACGUGGAGCGAUGGGCCUGA